Messenger RNA from Hemicordylus capensis (graceful crag lizard), 6653 nucleotides. It is a transcript of the gene HEATR6, whose product is annotated as HEAT repeat containing 6. The transcript has 20 exons. Lineage: Eukaryota; Metazoa; Chordata; Lepidosauria; Squamata; Cordylidae. The coding region runs from base 22 to 3549 and encodes 1175 amino acids. The record is from RefSeq and is a predicted model, not a curated record.
UCCUCCUUCCGGGCCGUUGCCAUGGCAGCAUGCUGCAGCCGCCGGCCUGAGGAAAUGGCGGCGGCCUCCGAAGCGGCCUUGCUGGGCGCCUCGUGGCGGCGCUACCGGGCCCGGCUGGGCGCCCUGCGGUCCGAGGCUGGGCCGGGCCCGGCGGGCGAGAGCAGCAGCAGCCGGCGACGCCGCGACACCGAGCUCCAUCUCCUUUUCGACCAGCUCCUCUCCGAGGCCUGCAGCGGCCCGCCCGGGGCUGCCGCCGCCGCCGCCUCCCCGCUCUUGGCAGCCGGAGGGCCCGGGCCCGAGGAUGUUUGUGAGUUACUUGUCGAAGCCUGUGAACUCGUCCAGCUGAAUCAAGAGCAUCUUGUCAUCAAGGUUUGCCAGCUGAUUCACCAUUUGCUGACCAGAUUCCAGGUGAUAGUUGAUGAAGAGAGCCUGAAGUUCCUCCUGCCCUAUUUCAUCGCUGCGCUGAAGCAAUGCAGCCCCUGGACGCAUGUUGAAAUCCUGCAGGCUGUGGCAGCGUCUGUCUACCACAAUGGACCCAAGUGCCAGAAGUAUCUUCCGGAUUUGCUGGGGGAAAAGGGGCUUCUGGUCCAGUUCAGCAGUCCGGCUCAGACAGAUGUCGAACUCAGGAGGGCCGCAGUGCACGGCAUGGCCAACCUCUGCCUCAGCAUGCCUGGGCAGCUGUACCUGGAGGAGCCUUACCGAGAGCGCUGCUUUCAGACGUUCCUCAGCGUCUUACAGUCUUCCAAGGAUGCCGUGGUGGACGACGUCACCUUUUGCAUGUUGUUACAGAAUGCCUUGAAAGGAACCCAGUCGCUCUUAAAUGGCGGGAAGAUGAAACUGACCCAGCCUGACCAGCUGGGCUCCCUCCUGGCGGUGUUAAAGAAGUGCAUGUUCCAUGGGCUUCCGGGGCUGAACAUUGAAAUGCCGGCCAUCUUAUACCCAGCGCUCCUUCCUCAGUACGACAGCCAGUUGGCACUCAAGCAGGAGAAGCCAGAGCCUAGCAACUUCAAGCCAGCGGGGAGCAGAAGGAAAAAGGCCAAGGCCAAGCUGAAAAAGGGUAAGCCGGAGGAAGAGCUGAGAGGUGAGCAGGAGGGCAGUGAGGGAGGCGGCCAAGAGAGGCCCCAGCCGCCUGGAGACGGGCAGCAGGACCCUGGUGCUGCAGAUGCCGGGAUGCAGCCCUCCUCGGAAGAGACCCGCGCUGCGUUCACCAAAGACCCUCUGCCUUUGCACUCCCUGGGCUGGAAAAGAAUCAGCAGCAGCGACUCGGAGUAUUCGGAUGCUGAAGGUGGAUUGCAGAGCAAAACAAGGUCUUUCCAAGCUAAAGUCCGCCAAGGAGCUUUAACCUGCUUCCUUUCCGCCGUGAAAUCCAUUGAGAAGAAAGUCCUUUACGGCUACUGGCCAGCAUUUGUCCCGGAUGCCCCUGGAAUUGGGAGUCCCCAAUCCGUGUCCUUGAUGACGAUUGCUUUAAAAGAUCCUUCUCCAAAGACCCGUGCCUCUGCCUUCCAAGUGCUCUCCGCCAUCCUGGAAGGCUCCAAGCAGUUCCUUUCCAUUGCUGAAGAUGCGACCGACCACAAGAGGGCUUUCACGCCCUUCUCCGUCACCCUCGCGUCCAGCAUCCGGGAGCUGCACCGCUGUCUGUUGCUGGCCCUGUUGGCCGAAACCUCCUCUCAGACCCUCACCAAGAUCAUCAAGUGCCUUGCCAAUCUGGUCGCCAAUGCCCCGUACAGCCGUCUCAAGCCUGGGCUGCUGACCCGAGUGUGGAGCCAGAUCAAGCCGUAUAUCAGACACAAAGAUGUCAACGUCCGCGUCUCCAGCCUCACGCUGCUGGGGGCCGCCGUGUCGGCUCAGGCUCCCCUGCCGGAGGUGCGGCUCCUCCUGCAGCAGCCCGGCUCCUCCGGGCUCGGCGGGAGCGGGGCCGGCACCCCCCGCCCCACAGCGCCUGCCCCCGCGGAGCCCUGCUGGCUGGCCCGGCUCUGCAUCUCCCUGGUGGCGGCGCCGCCCCGGGAGGACGGGUGCUCCGACAGCGACGCCGGCGGCGGGCCGGCCGCUGGCCUCCACGAGCCGCUGCCCGUCCGGCUGGAGUCCCUGCAGGUCUUGGCGCUUCUCGUCAAGGGCUACUUCUCUGUGGCCGCCCAGAGCUAUUUGCUGGAGCUGGGCGAAGUGGCUUGCAGGUGCAUGGAGGAAGUGGAUCCCUCUGUCCAGCUGCAUGGAGCGAAACUUGUGGACGAGCUCGGGGUAGGAAUAAUUCAGCAGCACAAGCCGGAUUCAGCGGUUCCUCCUGACCAGCGAGUGCCACUUGAUCUGGUUGUGACCUUCUGGACUCGGAUGCUGAACGGCCCCUUGCCUGAGGCGCUCCAGAACUCCCAGCACCCCACGCUGCAGACCAGCACGUGCAAUGCCCUCUCUUCCAUCCUGCCGGAGGCUUUCAGCACCCUGCCGGAAGACAAGCAGAUUCUCUCCAUCACCAUGCUGCUGGGGCUGAACCACAGUGAGAAUGCGCUGGUGAAAGCUGCAGCGGCCCGCGCCCUCGGGGUCUACGUGGUCUUCCCGUGUCUCCGGCAGGACGUGAUGUUUGUUGCGGACGCUGCCAACGCGAUCCUGAACUCGCUCUGCGAAGGCUCCCCGAACGUCCGUGCCAAAGCGGCCUGGUCCUUGGGCAACCUGACGGACACCCUGAUCAUCAACAUGGAGCUGCUGGGGCCACAUUUCCAGGAGGAAUUCUCGGAUCUCCUGCUGCUGAAAAUGUUACGGGCAGCAACGGAGGCGUCCAAGGACAAGGACAAGGUGAAGAGCAACGCCGUCCGUGCCCUGGGCAACCUUCUCCACUUCCUCCAGCCCGCCCACGUUGCCAGCCCCAGGUUUGAGCAGCCCAUCGAGGAGUCCCUCCAGGCUCUGAUCGCCACAGUGCAGAGCGAGGCCACCAUGAAAGCCCGCUGGAACGCCUGCUACGCCCUUGGGAACGUCUUCAAGAACCCCGCCUUGCCGCUAGGAGAAGCCCCUUGGACCGCCCAAGUCUACCAGGCCCUGACCUUGGCGGUGCAGUCCUGCAAGAAUUUCAAAGUCCGCAUCAAAUCGGCCGCCGCCCUCUCGGUCCCCCGCGAGCGGAAGCGCUACGGCUCCCCUGAGCAGUUCUCGCAGGUCUGGGGAGCCCUGGUGGUGGCCCUGCAGAGGAGCGAAGAGGCGGAGGAUUUCCUGGAGUUCAGAUACAGCGCCAGUCUCCGGACGCAGCUCUGCCACGCUCUGCUCCACCUGCUGAGCCUGGCGGACGAGGUGGACCUGCCAGCCAUCGGGGCGACGGUGGCUGAGCAGGGGGUAGUUCUUGCCCGCUACCUGUUGCUGUAUAUGAAAUCGGGAGCCGAAGACGAGGAAGUGGGAGGAGGGGAGGACCUGCCGGAAAGAGACCAGAUCCUGGCGAGAGCCAUUGAGCACGUGCGGGGUAUUGAGGGCCUGUCGGCGGGAUGCCCAGUGAAAAGAGGGCCCACAGUCGCUUAUCUGGAGGACAUCUUGAAAACCCACAGCAAAAGUUCCAGAGGACUCGUAGAAGCAUGAGGAAGAGGAGGAGAGCACAGCAAACUUGCCUCUAGGAGGGAGGUGGCCAAGAAUGCCAGCGUGCCUGAAGGCAGGGCUGCUCAAGCUGGGGCCCCAGACAUUGUGGGACUACAACUCCCAUCAUCCCCAGCCAGCAGCCUUCUGGCUGGGACGGGGGGAGUUGUAGCCCAACCACAUCUGGGGCCUCGGCUUGAGAGCAUUGAUGCAUUCUUAGGCAAUGCUCUGAAGUGCUGGUAGCAUGCUUGUGAUGCGAUUUAAUUUUAACCAUGUGGUGUUUCACGCCAGAAUUGGAAAAUUGAGCAUCUUCUUUUCUUUUUGCCAAUCUGAUUUGAGUUUGUUUUUUUAAAAAACAAAAAAUUUAAAAAGAGCAUCGAUUUUUAUCCACUCUUAUCCGCACAAAUGGAGAUUAUAUUGUGGGGUCAUAUCGCCACAAAUCUGUUGAUGCGUGGGUUUGCUUGUGCUGUGCUGAAGUGCGUGGCCGCUGUUCUGUGUGUCUGAGGCGAUGAGGGAGGAAGGGUCAUCAGAUCUGGUCAUCAGGGUGUGAUGAACUAUGACUCAGUUCAGACAUCACACCAAACCACGGGUAGGCAAGUUGAGCUCUGGUUGGGUGUGGUGUCCAAAUUAACAAACCCUGGCUUGCGAUGGACUGACAAAGGGGAACCUGGAACCAUGGAGUGGGUCAGCACCACUUGGUCUCGUUAAGGUUUGGUGUGAUGUCAGCACCAAGUAUGGCUCGGCACAAUGGAAUUAAUUGAGCUGGGAUACAUUCUCAGCCACUGUUGCUGAGAACGAUGGGAGUUGUAGUCCAGAAACAUCCGGGUAGCCAAGUUUGACAGUCCCUGCUGUGACGUGUCCCCGUUUCAGUGCUCGCUCGCACUCCCUCUCUCGGAAUUGGCUUGGCACAAUGAAAUUAAUUGAGCUGGGAUACAUUCUCAGCCACUGUUGCUGAGAACGAUGGGAGUUGUAGUCCAGAAACAUCCCGGUAGCCAAGUUUGACAGUCCCUGCUAUGAUGUGUCCCCGUUUCAGUGCUCACUUGCACUCCCUCUCUCGGAAUUGGCUUCGUUUAUAAAUUGCCGAUUUGUCCCUUACAGGGCCUUGGUGUAUCUUGUGUCUUACCAGAAUGCCUUUUUUUGUCAUCUAGUCCAUAGCAGCUGCACUAAUGAUCCCGCUGGCUUCUUCUGUGAGUACUAGGUAAACAAUCUCCUAUCUUCCCCACCCGCUUGCUCCCAUCGAAGCCUGACGAAGUCCUGAGCUGUGGCAUUUGGCAUCCAGUAUUUUAAAACACUGGACUCUCCCAAUGGUCUCCUCCUCGCUUGGAAGGGUGUGGCAGAGGCCGAAACGGGAGCAUGCCUUCCUCCUCCUCCUCCCAGCUUCUGCUCUGAUUUGGCCUGCCGGGGGGGCCUUUUGUUUCCUCUGAAAAGAACCUCUCUGGGCUUGGUGUGGUAUUUGGGGUCUGGCUCAUCAGAAUCUUUCCGUGUCUUGAAAAGGCAUUGAUGGUGGUAGGUACAUCGGUAGGAUAUUCCAGAACGGACUUGCAGUUGGCCGGGGCUCGCUGGCAUGUCCCAGGGGAGCUGGAGAGGGUUUCUUGGUCCAGCACCGAAUUGGGUGUGUGGAAGGUGCUGGGGCCGCGGAGUUGAGUGGCAGAGCCUCCGUUUUGCAGGCAAGAAGGUCCCCGGGACAAUCCCUGGCAGCAUCUCCAGGUAGGGCUGAGACCGAUCCCUCGCUCGUUCGCUCUCAAGCCCUGGAGAGCGGCUGCCAGUCAAUGCGCAGGCCAUACUGAGCUUCCAUGGACUGACUCAGUAGGAGGGAGCCUCUUCUGCUGCCAGGGGCUACUGCGUGAGGGGCUGAUGCCCAGCAGCUUGGAAGGCUUAAACAGGGGGGAUUAGACAAGUCCAUGGAAGGCCCCCCUCUCCAGUCUCGCCCUCUCCGGACUAGAAGACAGAGUGUGUCAUGUGGGGGGUCCUCCUAGACCAGGCCUGCUCAACUUAGGCCCCCCAGCUGUUUUUGGACGACAACUCCCAUAAUUCCCAGCCACUGUAGCCAAUGGCCAGGGAUUAUGGGAGUUGUAGGCCAACGUCUGCAGGAGGGCCGGAGUUAAGCGAAUUGGCGGUGGGGGGAGUAGACAGAGUGUGAAUUGUCCCCCUUUGAGUGCCGAAGAUUCGCCAGGUGCCUCUUGUGGCGGUUGGUGCUCCGGAAGCUUGAGGACUAGCCACUUGGAAGACACGUGCCUUUUCAAAUGCAAGCUAGGCUUCCCAGAAAGCAGUCCGUCAGUGGACUUUAAAAUCCGAUCUCACACACCGGGCUGAUGCACAGCUUUUUUUCUUUUCUUUUUUUUUGCUGCCUUGAUUGUGGGGAGAGGGUUUCUAAACAGAGGUGUGGCUGCCUCUUUGCCCUGACUUGGCUUUUAUUGUUCCGUUUAUGGCCCGGGCCUGUUUACAGCCUUCCCAAUGAAUUGUUUCAAGGUGAGGGCACUUAGCUUAUCAGCCGCAGGGCUGAUUUGUGGCAUCCGAGCAGCCCCGGGGCUGCUUUGGGAAAGGGUCCGGCUUAGAGGUGCCUCCUGAGCUCUUCCGAUCCCUGUGCCGUGAGCCGGGGCUUUCGCGCUUCCUCCCUGCAGGGCGGCCUUCCUGUGUUGGCUUCCCUGCCAAGGAUUCUGCCGCAUGGCUUGCUUGUGAACAGCCAUUUGGGGGCAUCCCUUGGGAACCGAUUGCGCGCUGGGUCCUGUGCAGGGCCCUUGCCCAGAAGGUCGGUUCUGCCUUGUGAGUCCCGCGCCCACCUGGGCUCGUGGCUUGGCGGACUUCUCUUUUGCCACUGCCUCGUUGGGUGACCCCAAACCGGGCCUUUUCUGGCGUGUCCCCCCAGGGCUCUGGACUGUGCUCCCGAAUGAGACCAGAACGGCCAAAGCGUCAGCUGAAGAAACACCUGUUUUAUCAGGCUUUUUGUUCAUUAUGUCUCUGUAGCUUUAUUGACGGUUAUUUCAAACAGGUUUUCCAUGAUCUGGUGUUGUAACUGUUUGUGCUUUUCAUUUGUAAACUGCCUUCAAAGGUUGUCUGUGGGGUGGUGUAUCCAUGUGGGAAAUAAAUAAGCGAGCUGCCUUGAUGGAGAA